Messenger RNA from Meleagris gallopavo (turkey), 4371 nucleotides. RefSeq names its product ribosomal RNA processing 15 homolog (gene RRP15). The record is from RefSeq and is a predicted model, not a curated record. Gene Ontology annotation, cellular component: preribosome, large subunit precursor. NCBI's taxonomy places the organism in Eukaryota, Metazoa, Chordata, Aves, Galliformes, Phasianidae. Gene Ontology annotation, biological process: maturation of 5.8S rRNA; maturation of LSU-rRNA.
GUUGGCGGCGAGGGAGUCGGACCGGAAGGUGCUCAACUGACGCAGUGGAGGGAAGAUGGCGGCCGCCGUGGAGAGCUCACGAGGGCAGGAGGCAGGGAGCGAGGAGGCGGCCAGCGAUUCUGAGAUAAGCUCAGGACUUCCAGAUGACAGCUACUCUUCUGGGGAUGAAGCCUUGGAUGGAGAUGAUGAGGAUGAAGCAGCAGUUGCUGGGCAUGUGGCUGAAGAGACAGCAAAUUCCAAAGCUGGUCCAGGUUCAGGCUGGGCAGAUGCCAUGGCAAAAGUACUCAACAAAAAGAUACCACAAAAUAAGUCCAUCAUCUUGGCCAAGAAUAAAAAACUGGAGAAGGAGAGAGAAAAGGAGAAACAGGAAAGACUGGAGAAGAGGAGGAAGCUCGAUAAAAAGCGGGAGUGGGAAAUGAUGUGCCGAGUGAAGCCAGAUGUUGUCAAAGACAGAGACAGAGAGAGAAAUCUUCAGAGAAUUGCAACAAGAGGUGUUGUGCAGUUAUUUAAUGCUGUCAGGACACACCAAAAGAAUGUUGACGAGAAGGUGAAGAAAGGUGCGAGAUCUGAAAGGCAACGUGCUAAACUGCUGUCAUCUGUUUCAAAGAAAGAUUUCAUCAAUGUUUUAAGAAGCAUGGACGGUGCUAAAGGAAACCAUAACUCCGAUAGAAAGGCUGCAAAAAAUAAACAGGGUGAAGUGAAGUCUGAAGAGGGACCAGAAUGGAAUAUACUGCGUGAUGACUUCAUGAUGGGAGCAUCUAUGAAAGACUGGGAUAAGGAAAGUGAUGGAGAGGGCAGUAUUGCACAAGGAGGUGGUUUAAAACAAGAAGAUGACAGUGACUGAAUGAAACUGAAAGCAUUUCAAGAUACUUUAUUUUUCUUUAUUUGGAUUAAAAAUCAACAUUCUGUGAAUGUACAAUACUUGGAGGCUGUCUCUUCUUAAAGAGUCUUGUACAACUCGAGUGCUUUUUCCACAGUGUCCAACUUUUUAAAUAUAGCUUCAUUUGUUGUACUGAAAUCCUGAAAUAUUUUUCAAAGCAUGUAUAAUUUUCAACAUAUUUCCAAAACAUUUUGUGCAGUCAAAAUAGUGGCACUUGCCCAACGAAAGAUGAAUUUUGCCAAGGUCAUUAAAAGUUUAUAUAUUCGUCAUGGCAAUUGAUGUAUUAGUGUGCCUGCAUUUCCAAAUCAGUGUUACACUUUGAAAAGUUGUUAGCAAUUCAUGGUAGAAAUGGCUUACAAUAAACACAAAAAUGCUGUCACCUUGUAAAGUUAUCAGGCUCCUAUGGAGACUUUAUUACUUUGGUUAGGAAAGGCUUCAUAGAUAAUAUAGAGAAGUAACCAUUAAUGUGAUAGUUCUGGUCUUGGAGCAUUAAUCUGAUUGAAGACAACUACAGAAACAUAUUUGUAAAAUGAAUCUUGUCCCUGCUUGAUUGGCUUUGUGUGUGUGUAUAUACAUAUAAAAAAGUAGGUAUAAAAGUGUACACAUGCAUGUAUGUUUUUCCACUGUAAGUCUGAAGUUACAUGUGUUAAGAGACCAGUAAGAGGAAAAGACAGUCAUUGCUAUUGUGUUUGUUAGAGCAGAAAGGCCUUUUCUAGCAACACUGUAUAAAAUUGUAUUUAGCAUUGCUUCGUUUGCAGUUCUGGUGCUCUGGUCUUUUUCAGUAGGGAACCGGACCUCUGGGACACACUCUGGGUUUAGUCAACUGUAAUGCUAAUUCCUCAGGUCUGCAGAGGGUCAAACAAAAGCCCUUUCUCUUAGGUGCAUACUGUAAGGAUACCAAAUGUUGGCUUUGAUUAUGCCACACCAGUUUCUUCUGAUAGAUUGUUGGGUUGCAAAGGUGCAGAAGCUAACUGCGUAAUACAAGUACUUCAUAAGUAAGCAAAUGUAUACAGAAGGAAUAGGAUGGUGCUUAAGGAGUUUUAGAUGAGAGGCUGGGUGUGAAUUCUGCCUCCUUUGUUUUGGAUUCUCUUUCUAACGCAUUUCUCUGUUUGCUAUGUGAAGAGAAUGCUUUAUGGCCUAUUAAUUGAUACUUGAUAUAAAUAGUACUAUUCUGUCUGUAUCUACAUUUCCUUUCAUGCAAACCUUUCUUUGUAACUGCUUAUGUCCAAUAUAUGGUUAGGAGAGCCUUAAAUUUUCACUCUUCCACACUGAAAUGUUUGGUAGGCUGGUGGAUUUAGGUUUUUUAAUGAAAGCAUUGAGGAGGGCAGGGGGGGUGAACUUUGUUUAUAUUAUAGCUUGAAAAUAUACAUACAAAAUGAUACAGGGAAACCCAUCCUAACAACUGGCAGUGGUUGUGUUAUCUCUAGCCUAUUCAUCUGGUAUACAUUGUAGCAUAAUUCUUUGAGGAGAACUCAAAGCUAACAGCAGAAAUGUUUAGAUUUUCAAGCUGCUUGGAGUGUUAAACAUAUUAGAUAUCUGCGUAGACAUUAGUUUGUGGCCUGAUAUUUAUUAUCACAAAUGAAGGCAUACACCCAAAAUAUCAAGUGGCAAAACCACAGAAGUUUGACAUAUGGUUAUCCUAGCUUCUGCAGGUUAGACAUCUGUACAGCUGUUCAGCUAGAGCUGGCAUCUCAUAGAGCAAUACAAAAACGUACUACAGUGAAUUUUAAGUUGAUAAAACAGCAUAAUAGUCUAAUCUGACAUUGUUUUCUUUUUGUAGUUUAGUUACUUUGUGCAGAAAAACUACAUCAGCACCUUUAAAUCUGCGGUCACUAAGUUAAUAUCAGCAGUCCCUGUUUGAGAUCAAGCUCUUAAAAAUUAUGCUAGUUUUUCUUAGGAAUUGUAAUGUCCUGAGGUGACUUUCAGAAUACUUAUGGAAUACUCAGAUGUUUGUAGAUUUUAUAAUUAAUUUGCUUAUCUUGAGCUUCCAUUCUUUUUAAAGCGCACAGCAGUACUUAAGUAUUUUGCCUGUAGGUUGAGUGUUUCUUGCCUUUUAAGAGGCAUAAUAGACAUUUAUAUUGGAUAAUUUUACAGUUCUGAUUCUGUGCCUUGUCCUUUGGUUGUGCCCUAUGCAGAGAAGCUUCUGUAGCGACUUAAACAGGUAAGUAAUUCCAAAAGAUAAACUUAGGAGUUUUGUGGCAGAUGAGAGCAGUAUAAUUUAAUUUUAGGCUGAUUUAUUUCACAAGUUUGACUAGCAAGUCGAAAGUACUAAACCCUGUUUGGCCUGGAGAUCUUCCAGUCUCUCUUUUUAAUAGUAGGAUCAGUUGUCUCACCUGCUUUCCUAUAAUCUUUACAGUAAUAUUCUUUUAAAGCUAUCAAAAAGGAAGAACAGCUUUUAGCAGCUUUUCCCAGCCAUCACAGCUCUCAGUCUGUUUUGCCUGCUCCCAUGAAUAUCUCUGCUUAGGCAGAACUGUGCUGCUGCCCUUCAUUCCAGAGAGCAUGAAUCAUCUUGACUUUGUAUAUUUCUGUACCUAUCUAUAUAAAGUCAAUAAAGAUGGGGUGGUUCCAGUUUUGUUAGGCUUCAAGCCAACUCUAGAGUAUGUAGAGUUUAAUAUUCUAUGGGUUGCAUGCAAGUAACAAGGUUUUGUUUAAUCAGAGAAGGCAUAGGGUCAGUUCUUCCCAUGUCUGUUCUCCUCCUUUCUAGUUUCUCAGCAAGGAAAACAUGAUUUGGCCUAUGGAAAAAAAGGACCAUUUCACUGCUUUUCUUCCAGUCUGCUGCUAAGGAAAGACUAGUGGUGGAAUAUUAUUGUGCCUGAUGCUGCUGCGUCACGUAGUCUUCCCUGCUGAAACGGGGUGAGGUCCCACUUCUGCAGCUUUGAGGUGGCUCCUUCUGGGGUUCACAAACUGAGAAGAGCAAAGAAGUGGAAACUACUCCCUAGUGGGGUAGAUUCUUUUAGUUGUUUGGAGGCCAUAAAAGUGUUUUGUCUAUCUGAAGCUUCCAGAGGAAGGUGGUUUGUAAAGCUGCAUCUGCUCAGAGCUAGCUCAGUAGCUGUCUUAAAGGAGGAAGGAAGAAGUCAUCUGGCACACAAUAUUGCACAACUUAAAAUGGCAAACUCUUCAUUCUAUUAAGUUUGGAUUAAACAGAUGGAAUCCUAGUGCUAAAUAAGACAUUAAACUUAGACUCUGGGUCUAAGAUAGACGUGGGAGACGGGACAAGUUCUUGGUUAACAGAUGGUGGAAGGCCAUCUGUCUCCUUUGCUAUUAUCCUAAAGUAAUAGCUAUUAACCUCUGGCAGUAUGUAAACCUCAAAGGUUUCACCUCUGUAGAUGACCAAGCAGAUAAGGGCUUUUCCUUGGUCGUUCUUAAUCAGAUACAGAGUAGCUGAUACUUCUUAGACAAAGCAUUUUGGUUUUGAAUGUAUCUUCGUAAUUGCUUUUCUCUCUUAAGGAACAUGUUGAAAUAAAAAUCUGGUCAAAAUAGCUUCAGCACUA